GGCUCCCCGGCCUGGGCGUGCUCGCCGCUCGCGGCGCUGGGCCUCCACGCUGGCCUGCUGCUGGGCGGGGAGCGGGCGCGCCACCUGUCAGGAUCAGCCUCGACCGCAACCGUGCUGAUCAUCGUUGCCAUCCCCGUGGUGCUCCUCUGCAUUCUCUUUUCCUGCUCGCGCGCCGGAGCGCGACGGGACGAGGGCAUGCCGCCUUCCCACCACGGCGGCGCCGCCGCCCGGAACCUGCUGGAGCACCAACAGCCAUCCAAGAGUCGAUCCCCGCCGGUGGUCGGCACGCCCCCCCGCACCCGGGCGCAGCCCAGCCCCCCGGCGCAGCCGAGCCAGUCGCGCUCCCCGGCGCCUUCCGUCCAGGCCCUGUCGCCGGCGCCGCCUCCCGCAGUUCCGCAGCCCGCGCCCGCGCCGGCCGCUCAGCUGCCGAAGUCUGCACCCGUGGCCGCUCCUCUGCGGACGUCGCCCCGCAACGCCGCCGCCGACGACGGCGGCAUCCCGAUCCUCUGCCGGUCCCUGGUGCUGCCGAACCUGGAGUCGUGCUUCAACAUCUCCAUGGAGGCUCUGUCCAGCCGACGCUCUGGCAACAUAACGAUCAAGGGCGCGUCCGCGAGAGCGCUGCUCGAGUCCUCCAUCGAGGAGAACCAGUUGACCAUGCGCUCGCUGGGGAGCGACGCCAAGCCCCGCGUGACUAUCACAAGGGAGGGGCGCCAGCUGAAGAUCUACGGGCGGGACGAGAGGCUUUUCGGCACCCUGGAGCCCGUCAGCGGCCCCAACGACUUCGCGCUGCUCGUGGACGGGCAGGUGAAGAUGAAGGUGCUGGCCGAGCCCGGCCCGGAGCUGCACUUUCGGGCCUUCGCCACGAGCGGCAGGGCGGUGGCGGCGGCGGGGAGCUCCGGGGCCGAGUGGACGCUCCAGGUGAAGGCCAACGUGGACGCGAUCCUCAUUGCCGCGUGCAUGCUGAGCAUGAUCUUCUUUGCUCCCACGGUCGCCGCGGCAGCGCCGAAAGGGGCCGCGAAGUCGCCCGCGUACGUCUCGUCGCGGUCCCCUCCUCCCGCCGCCAUGCGGGCGCCUCCGGGCGGGUCGACGUCCCCGAGGCCUGCGGAGCGGCCGUGAUGGCCCAGAGGGCGGGCGAGACGGCGGCAGUCCGCGGGGCAUGCUGGGGUCUGCUGGGGCACUUCACGCCCGGCUGCUUAGAUUGCAGGAGCCAGCGGGAAAAUAAGCGUGUGUAGCUACUCUGAGCAGCAAGAUCUAUCAGGAAGGCUCGGGCAAGGAGGACACCGACAGAAGGAAGGGUCCUCACGUUUGUGGAGGGGCGGCAGCCCAAAUUCCACGCUGGUGCAUGUUGGCCACUUCCUUCUGCCACCCUUCCAUUGGUCCAGCCCAGACCAGGCGUUGCUUCAGACAUGGGAGCCGUCUGCAUCCACGGUCUGGAAUUCAUCAAGUGCUUGCGUGCAGCAAGCCUGGAGCUCGUUAUGUUUUUUCCCGCUGGCAUGCGACGUGGAUUUCGGAAGCCACCUCGAUGGAAAAGUGCUUGUUGUUGUCGUUGGCGCCAUGCUCUGAGCAGGAGGUUUCAACGCGUUGUUCA
Messenger RNA from Prorocentrum cordatum, 1588 nucleotides. Lineage: Eukaryota; Dinophyceae; Prorocentrales; Prorocentraceae. The record is from the annotation of a GenBank genome assembly.